GUCGACGAUCUUAUUUCGUAAGUUAAUUCUUGAAGUUGUCAGUUGAUUGCAUUGUACAGUAAACACUAAACAGUUGUAGUUUUUCAAUCGAAUGACCUCCUGUGGUGUUUAGACUAACAAAAAUAUAAGUUUGCUUUUUAGAAGAAAUACACUUGAAAUAGAAUAAAAUAUUGUUACACUGCAAUGUAUACUAGAAUACUCAAUCUGAACCUUCAAUUUGUUUAAAUGCUUGUUAGAGAUUACUUCAGAACUUGGCAGUAAAAAGAAAUUCAAAUGUGCAACAGAUACCAAAACCAGGGUUUUAUGUAUGGCGGUUCACCCUACAGUGGUUGGGAUAGAAGCCACAAUUCCCUGGAAAAUCAAAUCCAGCAACAAUACCGUGGUAGAAACAACCCGGGGCACAGGUACUGGGGCAGCAUGUCUGAUGGAGGCAGCAUUUCUGCAGCCGGCGACUCCGCCCGAACUAACCUGAUCGUGAACUAUCUACCGCAGACUGUCACGGAGAAAGACCUGUACGCCAUGUUUGUGACUGUCGGGCCCAUCGAGAGCUGCCGGGUUAUGAAAGAUUUUAAGACUGGAUACAGCUACGGGUUUGGCUUUGUAAACUUUGCUCGUGAAGAGGACGCGGCUAGAGCCAUCGACACAUUCAACGGGUUCCAACUGAGAAAUAAACGGUUAAAGGUGUCCUACGCGCGACCGUCCGGGGACGAUAUAAAGGAGACGAACCUGUAUGUAACCAAUCUGCCUCGCGCCAUCACCGAGGAACAAUUGGAGACAAUAUUCGGCAAAUACGGCAGGAUAGUGCAGAAGCAUAUCCUUCGGGAUAAGAACAACGGGGCGCCAAGGGGAGUUGCUUUUGUCAGAUUUGAUAAACGGGAAGAAGCCCAAGAGGCAAUAUCCGCCUUGAAUAAUGUGAUACCGGAGGGAGGCAGCGAACCACUAUGUGUUAAGGUUGCCGAGGAGCACGGGAAGCAGAAGGCAGCGUACUACGCGGGCUGGUCGGCUGGUUUCCAGCAAAGUCGAGGAGACUACCAAUGGAGUUGUAACACGUGUAUGAUGCCCGGUGAACAGUGGGAUCCUCAGUUCCCCUCUCCACCAAUUCCGGGCAACCCUAACGGCCCCCGCAACAUCUGCAGACCCGGCGCUUGUGCCAACAUCAGGCCUAACUUCCCCAACUAUUACGCCAAGUCACCCCAACGCGCCCCGAGAGGCAGAAACUUCCCAUAUGCGAAUCCAGGAAUGGGGGACGGCCAUAAAGGCGGAAGAUGUAGAAUUACUUCAUCGCCUUACUGGUAGAGAGACGUUGUGGGUGAAACUGUGGUUCUGUUCUGUGUGUUUCAUUGAACUUGUAUAUACGAGGAGCGUGUUCUGUGACGCUGUGAAUGAAUUGAGCCGCCAACUAGUGCUAUUUAUUUUAUAUUUAAUGUAGCUCAUGUUUAUCUGAAUGUAUCGGACUUACUAUCUAAUGAUGGCUAAUCUAACUAUCUUCUCACAGAUUUCCGUCAUACCCAACGUAGGCUUAAUUAGACGUAGUUCCUUAGAAACGUUCCAAGCCACAAACAUCACAUUUUAAGGAAUUCGUGUUUAAAGUUUAAUAAAUAUUAGUGAAUUACAUACAUGUGUGUUGAGCUACUAAGUCAUGAUGUCAUUUAAAGAGUUACAGUAGGACUGCCUUUUUUUGUCAGUCCGUUAAUAUGAAUCACGUGAACAGUUUUGUGUUCUUAACUCAAUUUCGACAUGAUUGUGGUUUGGAACGUUUUUCUGGUAUUACGUCCAAUUGUAGUUUGAAUACCAUUUUAUGAAGUCAAAAUGUUGUUUCCACCGCUGGAGCAGAGUUACAGGCUUUUUAAACGUUCUCAUUGGGAAGAAAUAUUUUUUAACUAUUCUGAAGGAGUCCGCUGAUUGUUCGGAUAGUGACCCAGUACUGAUGAGUUUGUUAUUCAUAAAACAAUCUCAGCGAUAUAAUGAGACAAAAUACUAUAGCGCAAUACGAGUUGCUAUUUUUUUAUGAUAAUAAGGGACGAGACGAGCAGGACGUUCAGCUGUUGAUAAUUGAUACGCCCUGCCCAUUACAAUGCAGUGCCGUUCAGGAUUCUUGAAAAACCCAAAACAAUUGCGCUCGUCAUCUUAAGACGUAAGAUGUUAAGUCUCAUUUGCCCAUUAAUUUCACUAGCUACCCUCACCCUUCAGACCGAAACACAGUAAUGUUUAAACAUUACUGCUUCACGGUAGAAAUAGGAGUUGGUCAUAAAACUAAUAAUGCAUCCAGUUUUCACGGACGUUUGGCAAAUUCUGUCAAAUAAUUUAAUCACUUCCUUCUAGCGCCCAAAGACUAAGACUUAUUGAUUAUUUUAAAACAUUACUAAUUGGACUCUGUGACAGAUUAUUACCAGGUAAAGUCGGAAAUUUAUUUAUAGUAAAUGAAUUUUGAGGUAAGGAAGAUCAGAAGUGAUCGAUUCAUUAAGUAUCUUUUAUGCUCUACUGUGAAGAUUGAUCACGAAUUGAAUUCUGAUAAUUGUUAGCCCAUUGCGUUAAAAUGGUUUUUAAUUCUAAAAACUGUAAGAAAAUUUAAUUUGCAUGGAAACGUCCGAAAACGGUAGUUUAGUUGACAUAAUAGAGAACAAGUUAUGUUCUACGUUUUAUUGCUGCGGUCUUAGAUUAACCCCCUUAUUCAUAAUAGUCUGCUCACUUAAAGAAUUGCUAAUUCGCACUCUGUGUUCUUCUAUUGACCUGAGUCAGAAUGAGAAAAAACACUACUUAGCGGCUGUUUUAAGUUAGCGGACCAUUAUGAAUAAGGGGGUAGGGAUCGGUCUCCGCUGAGCUCCAACAAGGUACCGCACUAUGUAAGAACAAUAGCUUUUUUAUUACGGCAACUAUUACAUGCUUGUGUGCGUGGCAUCUUGACACUCGAUGGCAUCUUUCAAAUUUUGUAACAUACGCUUCGUGUUAUAUUACAUUGAAAUUAAUAAUUAGUUACAAAAUACUUAUACAAUACAAUUAUUAGCAAAGUUUAGCAUAACAUGUAGCACGUCAACGUCAUUGUUCGAGACUGGCUCGAAUACGCCCACAUUUUUUGUUAUGGACAUAAGGGACGAGACGAGCUGAACGUCAGCUGAUGGUAAUUGAUACGUCCUACGCAAUGCAGUGCCGCUCAGGAUUCUUGAAAAACCCAAAAUUUUUGAGUGGCACUACAAUUGCGCUCGUCACCUUGAGACAUAAAAUGUUAUGUCUCAUUUGCCCAGUAAUUUCACUAGCUACGGCGCCCUUCAGACCGAAACACAACAAUGUUUAUAAAUAGGCGCCGUUGUGGUACCCAUAAUCUAGCCGGCUUCCUGUGCAAAGGAGGCUCCCAUUGGGCGUAGUAUUAGUUGCCGCACUUUGCGACUACGCCUCUGCGGUCUCUAGUUGGAGCGCAGCGGAGUCCCAAUCCUUAGUCUAAAACUGCGGUAUAAUAAGCUCAUAGUGUUGGAGAUAGACAGCUAGUUAUUGUUAGUUUUGUGAAGAGUCAACCCUGCAUUUAUAACAUUUGGAUAAUGGUAACUGGAUCUAGUAGGACACCCCUUGUUGUAUCGAUAUCGAUGUUGUAUCGAUAUCGACCUACCUACUUAUUGGAAAGACUAUUAUUUUAUUUAACAUUUCGUGAAAUUUUUGCUGGUAAACGCCUAUUUACAAAGUUUAUUUGUUUUUAUUUAAAUUGCAUCAAGUUUAUGAACUUAACACCCAAGUACCCAACGAUAUCAUAGUACACUAACAGAUAUAUGUUGUUCCCGAUAUUGUGUUUUAUGUUGUUGCCCUGGCAUUAUUUUAUUUAUAGUAUUAUUGUUCUGUUCUCUAUGAUUUUAAUUUUUUUUAAUGUUUGUAGAACAGCACUGUACCAUUUAUUUUUGUUCUUCGCUUGAAGGAUGUAAUAUAAGAUAUAAGAA
Leptidea sinapis is the source of this 3923-nucleotide messenger RNA. RefSeq names its product sex-lethal homolog (gene Sxl). Lineage: Eukaryota; Metazoa; Arthropoda; Insecta; Lepidoptera; Pieridae. Gene Ontology annotation, cellular component: nucleus; ribonucleoprotein complex; cytosol. Gene Ontology annotation, molecular function: mRNA 3'-UTR binding; poly(U) RNA binding; poly(A) binding. The transcript is spliced from 8 exons. The record is from RefSeq and is a predicted model, not a curated record. The coding region runs from base 274 to 1296 and encodes 340 amino acids.